CCCGGUUUAUCGGGACUGGUUUCAAUUAAUAAUCGACCAUUCGGUACAGUUUUAAUUCGGGUCGGAACGGAUCGAGAACCGCUAUUUUAAAUAAUUAUGGUUUUUUUGGUUAUUGCAUUUGCAUUCUACGGGUCGGAUCUAGUCCGAGUUAGAAAUACGGAUCUCAGUUGGUACCCGUUUCACCAGCAUCGUCUUCCUCAGUCGACAGUCAUCAUCAGCACAACCUUCAGAUUGCAUCUAUCUCUAUCUCUCUCUACUUUCUAUUUCCCAAGAUGGCUCCUUUGCUGUCACAAACCUUAAUACACACCGGCAGAUUCCUUCUCCGUCGCUUCUUAGAACCACCUCCGGCAGUAAUCUCUGCUGUGGCUGCGAGUCGCGUCUGCUUCCAUCGAUACUAUUCGUCGAAGUCUCUUUCUCUCGUGUCUCCACUUGGCUUGCACUGUUCCUCUUUAUUCAGUCCUCCAGCAUUAUGUAACUCAGCUUUCUCAUCUUCGGCAACAAGUACAACUAUCGAAGUACAAUCUACAGAGCAUGAAGUUGUGAUUGCUUUAGGAAGUAACAUUGGAAACCGGAUGAAUAAUUUCAGAGAGGCUUUGCGAUUGAUGAAGCGUGGUGGCAUUUGUGUAACCAGGCACAGUUGUUUGUACGAAACGGCUCCGGUUCAUGUGACUGACCAACCCAGGUUUCUCAAUGCUGCAGUGAGAGGUGUCACUAAGCUUGGACCUCAUGAGCUAUUAAGUGUUCUCAAGACUAUUGAGAGAGACAUGGGACGUAAGGAUGGUAUUAGGUAUGGACCAAGACCGCUUGACUUGGACAUAUUGUUCUAUGGGAAGAUGAGAAUUAGUUCUGAUAAGCUGAUCAUACCACAUGAGAGACUCUGGGAAAGGUCAUUUGUGUUAGCACCUUUGGUUGAUUUGCUUGGAUCAGCUGUUGAUAAUGAUACAGUUGCUCAUUGGCAUUCGCUCGCGAUACAUCCUGGUGGAAUUUUCCAAGCGUGGGAGAGACUGGGUGGCGAGUCACUGAUUGGACAAGAUGGUAUACAAAGGGUUUUACCAAUAGGAGAUAAGCUGUGGGAUUUUUCUAACAAAACUCAUGUGAUGGGUAUACUUAAUCUUACACCUGACAGCUUUAGUGAUGGAGGGAAAUUUCAAUCAAUAGAUUCUGCAGUUUCUCGGGUUCGCUCAAUGAUCUCUGAGGGUGCAGAUAUAAUUGAUAUUGGAGCACAGUCCACACGCCCAAUGGCCUCAAGAAUUUCUAGUCAAGAAGAGUUAGAUAGACUACUACCAGUUUUAGAGGCUGUUCGUGGUAUGCCAGAGAUGGAGGAAAAGCUCAUAUCUGUGGACACUUUCAACUCUGAGGUUGCUUCAGAAGCAAUAAGCAAUGGAGCUGACAUUCUAAAUGAUGUAUCUGCGGGAACCUUAGACCCGAAUAUGCAUAAGGUUGUUGCAGAAUCUGGGGUUCCUUAUAUGGCCAUGCACAUGAGAGGAGAUCCAUGUACAAUGCAGAACAAAGAGAAUUUGCAGUAUGAUGAUGUCUGCAAGGAUGUUGCUUCUGAACUCUACUUGAGAGUAAGAGAUGCAGAACUCUCUGGGAUUCCAGCUUGGAGGGUUAUGAUCGAUCCAGGGAUUGGGUUUUCCAAGAGCGUAGAUCAUAAUCUAGAUAUUAUUAUGGAUCUUCCAAAAAUCCGAGAAGAGAUGGCUAAGAGAAGUAUAGCAGUUUCUCAUGCGCCUAUACUCGUAGGACCUUCAAGGAAAAGAUUUCUGGGAGAUAUUUGUGGGCGACCUGAGGCCACUGACAGAGAUGCUGCAACUGUUGCUUCUGUCACUGCAGGCAUUCUAGGAGGUGCCAAUAUCAUCAGAGUUCAUAAUGUUAGACAUAACGCCGACGCAGCAAAAGUAUGCGACGCAAUGCUGAGAAGAAGAAGGUCAAAAGGAUGAUUGGCGGAUACAAUCAUAAGCCUAACUUUAAGGAUCUACUUCAGAUCGAUACAGCAGUUUCGCUAUGUAAGAACAACAUGCCGAGGGAGGCAACGUUUCUGCUUUGAUCUUGUGUGGCUGGUGUAGAAUAUAGCAAGUUCUUGGUUAUGAUGGGUGAUUGAUGAAACAAGCUAGCAAAAUCGCAUACACGCAUGGGCUCCAAUGUAUUAUCUCUUUUCAAAACACAGACAACUGUAGAUGAGCAAUAGCAAUUUUUCUUUCUUUCUCUUUUAUAAAUUUUCCUGGGUUAAUAAUGUUGUAAACAAAAGUUUUUGUCUUUGGUGAUAUAUUUUUGUCAUUUGUUUCUGAAUGAUAGAUGAUUCCACAUC
Molecule: messenger RNA, 2305 nt
Organism: Arabidopsis thaliana (thale cress)
Lineage: Eukaryota; Viridiplantae; Streptophyta; Magnoliopsida; Brassicales; Brassicaceae
Product: Dihydropterin pyrophosphokinase / Dihydropteroate synthase
Exons: 2
Coding region: 273-1937 (554 amino acids)
Biological process (GO): pteridine-containing compound metabolic process; folic acid-containing compound biosynthetic process; tetrahydrofolate biosynthetic process
Cellular component (GO): mitochondrion
Molecular function (GO): dihydropteroate synthase activity; 2-amino-4-hydroxy-6-hydroxymethyldihydropteridine diphosphokinase activity
Source: RefSeq, marked reviewed